Cajanus cajan (pigeon pea) is the source of this 1610-nucleotide messenger RNA. RefSeq names its product aspartic proteinase CDR1. Gene Ontology annotation, cellular component: extracellular region. Lineage: Eukaryota; Viridiplantae; Streptophyta; Magnoliopsida; Fabales; Fabaceae. The record is from RefSeq and is a predicted model, not a curated record.
UCCCACAAGUUGAAUUGGCCCCAACCCAACAUGGAGAAAUAACUCAUGCAAACUCAAAACUCAUUAAAUAGUGGCACCUCAACAUGCUCCCCAUAACCACUUCUUCAAAUCUCAGUUUAAUCCCCUCAACAUGCAUCCUUUCGUGUUCUUUUCUUUAGCCUUAUGCUCACUCUCCAUUGCAUCCUUCGCUGAAGCCUCGAAAACUCUAAGGGGCUUCAGCGUCGACCUUAUUCAUCGUGAUUCACCAUUGUCACCCUUUUACAACCCUUCACUCACCCCAUCAGAGCGCAUAAAAAACGCUGCAUUGCGCUCCAUUUCACGGAUCAACAGAGUUGCACACACUCUAGAUGAGAACAAAUCACCCGAAACUAUUUUGAUCCCAGAAAAUGGUGAAUACCUAAUGAGAUUUCACAUCGGUUACCCGCCAGUGGAAAGACUCGCUAUUGUAGACACGGGGAGUGAUCUUAUUUGGGUGCAAUGUUCCCCUUGUGCGAAUUGUUUCCCACAAGACACACCAUUGUAUGAACCACUUAAAUCUUCCACGUUCAACCCUUUGUCAUGUGGCUCACAACCUUGCUUAUAUUUUCCACCUCGUCUACGUCGUUGUGGAAAUUCAGGUGAGUGCAUAUACGUGUACCAAUAUGUUGAGCAAUCAUUCACCGCGGGACUAUUGGGCACUGAAACCAUUAAUUUGGGUUCCAAGGUUGAGAAUCAAACUGUUAAUUUUCCUAAUUCUGUUUUCGGAUGUGGACUCUACAACAAUUUAUCGUUUCCUACUAGCGACAAAGUCACGGGACUAGUGGGUCUUGGACCGGGACCAUUGUCACUAGUUUCACAAAUAGGUGAUCAAAUUGGUUACAAAUUCUCGUAUUGUUUGCUUCCUUUUAGUUCAAACUCCACAAGCAAAUUGAGAUUUGGGACUGAAGCAGCAAUAACUGGAAAUGGGGUUGUGUCCACUCCACUCAUAAUCAAACCCAAUUUGCCCACCUUUUACUUUCUCAAUCUUGAAUCGGUAACUAUUGGACAAAAGGUGGUGCAAACGGGUCAAACUGAUGGCAACAUAAUCAUUGAUUCUGGGACCGUGUUGACGUAUAUUGAUCAAACCUUUUACUCCAAUUUUGUAGCCUCGUUGCAAGAAGCCCUAACUGUUGAGGCAACGCAGGAUCUUCCAUUCCCAUUUAACUUUUGUUUUCCAUAUCGUGAAAAUAUGGCUUUCCCUGAUAUUGCGUUUCAAUUUACGGGAGCUAGGGUUUCCUUGAACCCUAAAAACCUUUUUCUUUGGGUUGAAGAUAGGGACAUACUGUGCUUGGCGGUAGUACCCAGAGCUUUGAGUACUGGAAUUUCCAUCUUUGGAAAUAUUGCACAGAUUGAUUUUCAAGUGGAGUAUGAUCUCCAAGGGAAGAAGGUUUCUUUUGCUCCAACCGAUUGUACCAAAAUUUAAUGUGAUGUUUUGAAAAGAAAUUAAGUAUUAUACGUGUGGUUUCUUUUCAAUAAGAAGAACAAUGUUGGUAUGUUUGAAAGGGAAUAUUUUAUUUUCGAAGAUUGGUAUGUUUGUCCUUUAUAAUGCUUAAAACAAUGUUGUACCAAAUACUUUGUUAACCAGGACUUCA